AAUAUUUGUUGUCAUUUCUUGUUUUGCUGUCAAUUUCCACCUGAGCAAAUUUUCUUUUAUAUUUAUAAAUUAACAUUCAAUUAUUUAAAAAAUCAUAAAUAAUUUAAAAGCAUACAAAGUACCAUGGCGGCUUCACAACCAGUGCGAACAAAUUGGCAUCCAAAUAAAAAACAUAGCGAUGUGGAGCGUUGGAUUUGCAUCUAUCCCGCAUAUAUAAAUAGUAAAAAGACACGUCAAGAAGGACGGCGCCUACCGAAAGAACAAUGUGUUGAAAAUCCCACCUAUGCAGAGAUACGUGAUGUGCUAUCAGUCACCAAUUUACGUGUUGGCGUGGAAAAUAAGCAGUACUCAAGGGAACGCAGCAGGGAAAUGCAAAUGCGCGGCCGUGUUCGCGUACAGAUGCGUAACGACGAUGGCGAACCGUGCAAUCUGGAGUUAGGCUCACGUGAGGAUAUAAUGCGUUAUGUAGCAUUUAGAAUACCACAAUUGAAAUCACGUCAAGGGAAAUCCGGUGAUCAGCAACAACAUGUGCAGGCACAACAAUCGACUGGUGGAAAAAAGGGCAAAGGCAAGAGGCGUUAAUAAGUCGGAAAAAUAAUAACACAGUUUUACAUAUAUCUUUGAGCACUGAUUAUUUAGAGCUCAACUUUGUGCAAAGUGAUAAAUGCAUUUUUUAAUUUUAUUUAGUUGCUUUAUAACUCUGCAUACUACUCUUCUGUUUUCUUUACAAUUCUUAAUUGUAAAUUAUUUUGUAUAAAGGAAAUAAAAGAACAAAACACUAAAAAAUACAUGUGUAAAUGUCUGCGUUCAAAUAUAUAACAGA
Molecule: messenger RNA, 823 nt
Organism: Ceratitis capitata (Mediterranean fruit fly)
Lineage: Eukaryota; Metazoa; Arthropoda; Insecta; Diptera; Tephritidae
Gene: Srp19
Product: signal recognition particle 19 kDa protein
Exons: 3
Coding region: 124-582 (152 amino acids)
Biological process (GO): SRP-dependent cotranslational protein targeting to membrane, signal sequence recognition; SRP-dependent cotranslational protein targeting to membrane
Cellular component (GO): signal recognition particle, endoplasmic reticulum targeting
Molecular function (GO): 7S RNA binding
Source: RefSeq, a predicted model, not a curated record